GGACGACUCCAAGACCCAAGAAGAAGGUCUUGCUGCAGAUGCAGAGCUUGCCAAAGCCAUCAUGGCUCGGCAUUUCCGCCCAUCUCUCAUUGUCACAGAGGCCUGGGAGGGCUACACUUUUGCUGACUUGGAGAUUCGCAUCAAGGAAUCCACAGACAUCUAUGGGGCUGUGCUCUGGCCCUCGGCUCUGGUGCUGUGCCAUUUCUUGGACACCAACCGUGACAAGUACAACCUGACAGACAAAAAUGUGAUCGAACUGGGCGCUGGAACUGGGCUGGUCACCAUAGUAUCCAGUCUGUUAGGUGCAAUGGUAACAUCCACUGACCUGCCAGAUGUGUUGGGGAACCUCAAGUACAAUGUUCUCCGUAAUACUAGAGGGCGCUGCAAGUACACCCCUGUGGUCACUGAGCUCACCUGGGGCCAGGAGCUGGAGCAGCGAUUCCCUCGGGCCACCCAUUGUUUUGACUACAUCCUAGCAGCUGACGUGGUCUACGCCCACCCUUACCUGGAAGAGCUGAUGGACACCUUUGACCAUCUGUGCCAGGACAGCACGCAGAUCUUGUGGGCCAUGCGCUUCCGUUUGGACCCAGAGAACAGUUUUGUGGAGCGCUUCCAGAAACGCUUCCACCUAGAGGAGCUGUAUGAUCUUCCCAGUCUCAGUAUCAAACUGUACCGAGGCUGGAGGAAGCAGAAGUGGACCAUGCCCAGCUCAGGAGAGGCUGCUGCCUAAACUGCUGACGGCUUACCUGUUUGAUGACUCUGCUUGUAUUUGCAACUGUAGUAACAUAU
This is a messenger RNA of Myripristis murdjan (pinecone soldierfish), 789 nucleotides long. It is a transcript of the gene mettl21e, whose product is annotated as methyltransferase like 21e. The transcript has 5 exons. Bases 62 to 730 code for a protein of 222 amino acids. NCBI's taxonomy places the organism in Eukaryota, Metazoa, Chordata, Actinopteri, Holocentriformes, Holocentridae. The record is from RefSeq and is a predicted model, not a curated record.